AUGAAAAGCGGCGCGAACAUCGUCAAAUUUCCCGAUCACAUCGUCCACUGUCUAAUCAACACUAAACGACCCGAUUUAAAGCCGCUUCAACAAGUGCUUUUGGGAGCUGAGGAAGGAGAAGAGAGCAAUUUGUUCUUCGUGACGAAGGGUGAUAGAGAAAAUCUGAAGAAAGUACUGACAGCUAUUGAUAAUCAUCCGUAUAUGGUUCUAAUGGGCGGCGUGAUUGAGGACGAGUGUUAUACCCCGCGCGGCGUUCUGGAGUGGGCAAAACUCUCGCUCGAGAAGGAAAUGGGCCAAGUGCUCGGAUUAAUGUCAUCGCCUGCACAAACACUAGUAUCGAUGCUCGAGAAUUCUGGCAGUUCGGAGCUCGUCCGUAUUCUUGACCAGUCUUCACGUGGCACGACGGAUCUGCUUGGACAGUAUCUUAAUGAUAACGCGUCCGACGAUGCUUAG
Oikopleura dioica is the source of this 453-nucleotide messenger RNA. NCBI's taxonomy places the organism in Eukaryota, Metazoa, Chordata, Appendicularia, Copelata, Oikopleuridae. The record is from the annotation of a GenBank genome assembly.